This is a messenger RNA of Phymastichus coffea, 1387 nucleotides long. It is a transcript of the gene wuho, whose product is annotated as tRNA (guanine-N(7)-)-methyltransferase non-catalytic subunit WDR4. The record is from RefSeq and is a predicted model, not a curated record. NCBI's taxonomy places the organism in Eukaryota, Metazoa, Arthropoda, Insecta, Hymenoptera, Eulophidae. The transcript has a single exon. Gene Ontology annotation, cellular component: cytosol; tRNA methyltransferase complex; nucleus. Gene Ontology annotation, biological process: RNA (guanine-N7)-methylation. Gene Ontology annotation, molecular function: protein binding; tRNA (guanine(46)-N7)-methyltransferase activity. The coding region runs from base 137 to 1285 and encodes 382 amino acids.
UCAAAUCUAAAUAAUCAUAUUUUAUUUCAUUUGUAUUCCUAUUAUUUACAAAUGAUCAUGGAUCACGUGUUAUAACAUUCUUGGAUUAAAUAUUCUAAUAAACAGAAGAAAUUUUUGUUUUAUACAAGAUUAGAAAAUGAGUUUUUCUAUUUGGAAUUCUAUUGUAGUCCUGUGUACUAGUGACAGUGUUUUAGUUUAUAACCUGGACACAAAAAUAGAAAAUAUUAUAAAUUUACCGAAACUGAAACUUGAAAAAGAAAUCAAAGCUCAUAAUCGAGAAGAUAUUGAGUCGUUUCACACUUUAACAAAUGUUGCAUUUUCUAACGAUGGACAAUAUUUUUCAAUAUGUGCUAAUCGUAAACAGUUAUGCUUGUACAGAAGUGAUAAUUUAAAACUGAUCUCUAAUCGUACAAUAACUAGAGCUGCUAGCAAAGUCAGAUUUCUUCCAAACAAUGAUAUUGUUGUAGCUGACAAAUCUGGAGAUGCUUAUUUAUUUUCUACUUCCAAACCAGAUGAAAAUGGACAAUUACUACUAGGGCACUUGUCAAUGUUGCUUGAUAUUCUAGCAACAGAUGAUGGAAAAUAUAUUAUCACAGCAGACCGAGAUGAAAAAAUUCGAAUUUCAAUGUUUCCUAAUAGUUAUAAUAUAGUAUCUUAUUGUUUGGGACAUAAAAAUUUCGUUACAAAUAUAGCCAUUCUUCCACAUGAUAAAAAUAUUUUGGUAUCAAGUGGAGGAGAUGGAAUGCUGAUGUUUUGGGAUUUCUUGGCUGGAAGAGAAUUGAGUUUGAUUCAUUUCCAUGAAAAGUUAAUUCAGGAUGAUUUACUUACGCUCAAUCAAAUUCUUAAAGAAAAUAAUUUAGAGGAGCAAAUAACAGUAUCACCAGUUAAACAUAUGAAAUUGUUGCAAAUCAAAGAAAGUGAGUCUGUGAUUAUAAUAACAUUUUAUUGUAGUAAUGUGGUAUUAACAUAUAGUGUCUCAGGAAAAUUAGAUUGUUUAAAUGUGGAAUUUCUAGAAUUACUUAAGGUAGAAAAAGAACCUUUAGAAUGUCAUUGUUAUAAAAAUCAACUAUGGAUUUUGACAGAUAUUAACAUUCAAGUUUAUCAGUUCAAUGACAAAUGUUUUGUCAUUAAUAAAAAUUUAAACAAGGAAAUUCAAAAACUGAAUGAGUUAUGGAAAAAACUACAUAGUGCAUCAAGUCAAACAUUACUACCAGUAUUGUACAAAAGAAAGUUUGAUAGUGUGCAAGAAUAUCAUGAGAGGAAAAAGUCAAGAUUGGCUAAAUAAUAGUUUCCAUUGGACAAUACAUUAUAAAUUUUAUUACUUAAUAUAAAUAUUUAUUUAUAAAUUGUAUGUUACUUGCAUGGGAUUCAAUUAUAAAAAACAAUA